Molecule: messenger RNA, 31035 nt
Organism: Xyrichtys novacula (pearly razorfish)
Lineage: Eukaryota; Metazoa; Chordata; Actinopteri; Labriformes; Labridae
Source: the annotation of a GenBank genome assembly
AGUGUUAGGUUCAGUUUCAUUGUGGCUUUUUUUAAAAAUUUGCAUUCUUUUAUUUUUGAAGUAAGUAACUUUUUUUUUCCCCUCGCCACUUCUUUUUUGCAUCACCAACUUCUGUUGUGGCUUUUUUUUUAAUCUGCACUGUUUCUUUUUUUUUUUGUUUGCAGUGGGCUUUUGUUUCUUUUUUUUUUUUUUUGCAUCGGUAACUUUCGUUGUGACUUCUUUUUUUUUUGCAUUCUUUUUUAUUUGCAGCAGUGGUGGUUCUCGGCCACCGUACAGAUCCACUGAAGCAGAAUUCACAGAUUAAUGCCUCAUGGUCACAAUGUGGCAUUCCUUGAACUCUUACUGUAGGCCUAUCAAUUUUUGACUGGCCACUGAGAAUAAUGUCACACUCCUAGUGUGUGAUCAUAUCUUACGUCUGAUGCAAUAGAUUUUGGAGUGAUUAAAUAUAGAAACUCCCAGUUGGGUAGGGGAGAGUGGGGUAAGAUGAGCCAUUUUUCAUAUUUUGGAUCACUCCAUCAAGGCAAUUAGUUUUGUCUCUAACUCGUGUAUCUGCAUAUUUUUCAAGAUGUUGUGCAUCCCUGCAAAUCAACAGAAUGAGUGUAAACAUAACUGUCUUGAUAAUAUAGCAUGCCAAAAAAAAGAGGUCUCGGAGCGGGGUAAGUUGAGCCGUAUCCCUACUACCCACCACUCUCCACCUCAGCUCUCCCUCACCUUCUCUCUCCCUAAAUAACAGUCACUUCUUCACAUUCAUGUGUAUUUUGAUCUAUUAUACACUAUUCAACUGGUACAAUAGUUCUUUUUAUUAUUAUUGCAUAUAACUGCUAAAAAGCUGUUUUGUAAAAAGUCAUUUUAACAUGAGAAUGUCUUUAAGUGAUUCAGAACAUUCACAGCUGUAUUUUUGGAAAGAAAAAGUAACACAUUUCAACGAUCUGAACUGAAACUCCGAUCCUCUCUUUAGACUCCUUUACUUUCUCAGUCGAGCGACUGGUUCAACUUACCCCAGAACUACUAUUAUGACUUUAUUAGUCCCCUAAGCUAAAAUAGUGGACUUUUAUGCUAGGUUUUUGACCUCAUGUUGUAGCUCAUAGAUACCACAAUUGAUGUAAAAACAAAUUUAAAAAGAUCAUUUUUGGUCUGAACACAAUUCUCAUAAAACUUAUGACAGACUAAAUUCACUUUCAAGAGUGUUUUUUGGAAAUAAAUGCCUAACCCCUUUACCCAUGUGCUUCUAACCUUCACAGACUCCAUGAAUUGAUGCCUAUCUCCAUUUGGUCACAUGAUCAAUUUCCUUUUACCAUUUACAAGCAACAGGGAGUGGAUCAACUUACCCCACUCUCCCCUAUCUUACGUCUGAUGCAAUAGAUUUGGGUGUGAUUAAAUAUAGAAACUCCCACUUGUAUAUAGUCAUGCACAAAAUCUGUUACACCCCUCCCUCACCACAAUGUAAUUCAGGCGCAUCUUUCAUCAUCCGAGCACAUUUUCAUGAUAGACCUGAAUGAAUGACUGAAUUACUAGUUACGUUAUGGGUGUUGGGGAUGACGCAAUCUGAGCUGGACCAAUCAGAGCACAGCCGGUAAACCACACCACAGCUGCCUCUGUUAUACCGACUAACGACAACGUCUCCAGAUACGGUUCAUCCUUCUGCUCUGGUGUUAGGGAUACCCCACCACUCUCCUGUAAGUACACCUCACGAAUAUGGGUUAAUGUUUUGUUUCAAGUGUGUAUUCUACAGCCACGGUAAAGCUGCUACUUUACCGUUUACCGGAGGAUGUGGUUGCAGCGGCUUGUGGCCACGGUUUCCAUCUGAUCUUGAUGCUGCUGUGGUCAAAUACGUUGCGUCAGCUGGAGCACGGAAAUGUAGCCACCAACCCUCUCUUAAGAAAAAACGUGUUUUUAUUUACAAAAAUUUACCGUAUUGUCACUUCGAAAUAUUUUUAACGUAGAAACAAACUACAGCAGUUUGUUUCCACCAGUGUUUGAAAAACCGCAUCUCAGUGCGCGCGUCCUGUGAGACAUGGUUUUCUGCAUCAAUGAGUGUCAAACGCAUUUCUCUAAAAACGUUUCUUCCAGCCACGUGGAAACUCUGAACGGACGAUAACCACCCCCUUUGCGCCUCGGUACCCUUCAUUAGAGAGAAAACGUAGUUUGUUCCGGUUUCAUUGACGUUAUUCGCCGGAAACAUGAGUCUCUUAAAAUAGGAUGUGAGGAAACCACCUGUAAGAUUUCAGCAACCGAGUAAAGCCAGCAGAUAAGUACCUCAUUCAGCCAAGUGAAACCAAAAAGUGCCAAACUGACAGCUACAUUUAAAUGAACUGUGAUUGUAAUACUUUUACAGCAACAAAAGAGUCCAUACCCUCCAUAUAACCCCCCACUCUCACCCUGCUGCACUGUGUUCCUGUCUUUACUAUUUGUUAUCUGUAAAUAAGAACAUUUAUCUUUUUAUAUAUAUAUUUAUUUGUUUGGUUUUUAUUCCACUACCACUCUACCUCCAGAAAGUGCAAUAUUACUCACCAUGCUGCUAUUUUACCCUUAAUUUUUAUUUUUUCUGUAUAUUAAAUUAAACACCAUCAUGCAGUGAUAUGGAAGCCAAGCAAUAAGAUUUCCCAAAUCGCGUACUUCCAUACUAAAUACUAAAUUGAGUAUACUAAGCAUACUAUGUACUCAAUCUCGCAGUGCGCGAGUUCUGAGGGUGCAGUGCUGUCCCAAAUCGCAUACUGCCACACGGCGCACUCACUGGAAAUUACAGAUGAAAAAAAACUAAAGAAAUAAUGACAUGAUAUGCUGCAGACAAACCUCUGUGCCUGAUACUGCUUCUAUUCACAGGCUAGCUAGCCUCGCUAGCCAACAAUAGCUGCCUUAUUUGUGAGUGUUUACGAUGCAGCCCUCCCCACGGUUCUAAUAUUAGCCUCCUCUACAGCGAAGGCUUUGCUGAUAUCGGUGCAGCAGACUGAGGCUACCAAGAAAACACUGCGGUGCGCGGUCAAAAUACACAGAUAAAUUAAAAUGUUGGUGUCAGUGCUUCUGGUCGUCAAGUCCAUGAGCAGGCUCGCUGGUUAUUUUUUAUUUGCCACGGGUAACACUUCGGAACCCGGCAGCUACUAGCGAACUACCAUUAGCAUUCAUGAUACUGUUUGCGGUAAAAGACAAAAAGAGGUUACACCACAAAUAUACUUAAAACAAUAAACACUGGUGAUGCUUGGUGGAAAGAACAUGUGUAAAAGGCACCUUAUUACUUACAUCUGUACAAAGCUCCCAAGUCGACUCUCGCCGACCCACUGGCAAGAAUGCCGUCCACAGCCAUCCAUACCAAUGAAAUGAGUCAGCGUGAGUGUCCAACAGUCGCAUACUCAAAAUCUUGACCGAUUUGACUACGUCAUCCUGAUACUUUUGCAUACUCAAUUUUUGCAUACUAUCCAUACUUUUUUUCCAUUUUGAGUUGAGUAUGCUCAAAAUAUUAAGUAUUUAGUAUGGAAGUAUGCGAUUUGGGACACAGUGAAGCCUAACAACCAAUGUUAAGCAACAUACUGAGCUAUGUACUGUAUUUCACUUGUAGUCUAGUUUUUUCCUCCUGACAAAAUGAACCUCACUUCAAAGUGCUUUGCCCCAGGAAUAGGCCUGCAGCUGCUGAUUAUUUGCUUUGCUGUUAACAUUUUUAGUCAUAAAAAUGUAAGAAAAUUCCCAAACAGGUUCCCUGUGCCCAAGGCGACACAGUCAUUUGUUUUGUCUUUUCUACAGAUUGCAUUAAAAUAAAAGAUGAAAGAAAGGACCGGAAGGACAAAAGGGUUCAAUAGUUUCUCAAUAAUAUAUUACAAGAUGCAUUUAUUUAAAUAAAGUUAGUCCAUGACCUGGUGCCAAGCCCUUCUGGGAUAAACGAGGCUUUAUAUGUAAACCAUAGACACAGAGCAGACUAAGUUUGCUGUUUUGAUUCAGGUUAUUUAUUGACACUUGCUCCUCUUUUCUGUUCGUAACAAAUAUAUUUGCACUCUCUCUGCAGGACUUCUUCAGUUUCUCUACCUGUUUCACUGAGCAGCCAUCAUCAUGUCUAAAGGCACAGUGGUUCUGGCCUACAGCGGUGGACUUGACACGUCCUGUAUUUUAGUCUGGCUGAAAGAACAGGGCUUCGAUGUCAUCACAUACAUGGUAAGUUUCACACACAAGUGUUUUUUCAACAGUUGUCCGAGUUUGUGCUUCCUGCCAGCUGCUUUAGCUUGGAAUGUAUCUGUGAAGUUUUGCAUUAUGCUGCAGUUUGACAGCUGACGCAACUCAUCAACCAGUAUACCUGUCUGGUCUUUACAACCAGUUGGCUCCUAAAUGCAGGAUUCACUGUUAUAAUGCCAGCGUAGAUCUGACUGGAUUAACUUUUUGCCCUGUGGCAGUUUUGAACUGCAUGGCAUGCAGAUUUUCCUGUUGUCUAACGUUUCAUUCAAUAGUUUUGCAGGUCAGACUUAGGGGGGGAUGGGCGAUCGUGUAUAGUUCACUGCUGUGACAUUCUAGGUGAGGCCCCUCCACAUGUUCAUGGCCUCUGCCCUAGAGAGGAAGCAGAGGAAGAAUGUGAAGCACUGAUCCAGUUUUUAAACCUUUUUUGAAUAAUUCAGAAAUAUGAACACACGCGCUGUCAGGCAGAUUAAUUCCCUACAAGUAUUUGCACGUGUCAUCCUCUGGACUGUGGCGUUCAGCAAUGAAGUUUUACCAGCUGUUUAUCAAUUAUUAGUUGUUAAUCGCUCUGAAAGAAAAGAGAUCAUGCAGCUGAAAUGUCAUUAUCACUCAGCAGUAAUUCACAAAGGUCAGAAUUUUACACAAUAGAGAUACGAUGUAAGAAAAGCAAAGUGCAGUUUUAUUGCUGCUACUUUUUAAACAGCAUUCAUCACAGAACUAGACGAUUAUCCUUGGAGGGGAAAGUGGCAACUGAUAUUUUACAAGAUCAAUAUCAUGUCAAGAUCUAACUCACUCGUGUUCCUUUCAGCGGAGUAUGAGUGGAGAUCAGACAGCCUACUUAAGCCCCGAGGUCGUAUUCAUGCUGAGUUUGUACUGGCAGGAGGCAGGAUGUUACAUCUCCUCAACAGAUGUGAUCUAAUUUACAAGAUGAUGGACUGUCACAGUUACAACUUACACAAUCACGAGGCUGUUUACAUGCAGAGGCUCUGAAUGUUGUUCUAAUCUGAAGUAACUGCAUAGACUGUAAUGUAAAUAUUUAUGUAUUACUGUUAUUCCAAUAUACUUGUAACACUUGUGUUUGAUUUAAACUAUAUAUCUGUGAUUUUUCUGCCCAGGCCAACAUUGGGCAAGAGGAAGACUUUGAAGCUGCCCAGAAAAAGGCAGAAAGCCUUGGUGCAAAAAAGGUAAGAUGCAGGAAUAAAAAAAAAGUGGUGUUGCCUCAAAGACUCAUUAGUACUUUUUGCAUGUUUCUACUCAGCCUCACUCUUGUGCAAUAGUUGAGUUUGGCAUUUUAAACCUUCAGUAGACAGUUUUCAGGAUUCUAGGAGAGAGAUAAGUGCUGAAAGGGAACAACAAUCUUUAACCAUAAAUGACUGUUUUGCUGGUCAGACUGAUGUUUGAUGAGGAGUAACAUAAUGACUGCAACUACCACGUUGCCAAGAUAACAAAUAAUCCUCUUCCAGCAGCUGUCUAAACAUUUGGCAGAGACACCGAAUGAAGCUGAAAGGUCUCUGCUGAGGAAAAUACCCGUGCAAUCUUCUAAAAAUGUCUACUAUUGACCCUUUUGUAAGAUUUUUUACACAUGAAAGAAAUUUUAAUUUGAUUGCCACUUGUCAAUCUCUGCAAAUACCUGGAAAUACAAAAACACACAACAAAAAAUAACCUAUAAAAGUGUCUUUUUAAUCAUUAGCACUUUUGUUCAGGGAAAAAAACAGGAGACUCUUGUAGAUGAUUGACUGAGCACCUAGAAACUAGCUUACAAAUUAUGGUACCAGAUCUGUUACCAAAUUUAUCACCAUAUCUGAGACAUUCAUAUUUCUGAUAUUAGGAUUUAAGUUACUUCUUAUGCGCAUGAUACAGCUUAACUUUUUGAAGACCCUUACUGUGAAUUUGAAGUGAAUUUAGUCCCAAAGAAAAAGAGAAUUCAGAAAGUUUGACUGCAGUGACAUUCAAGGCACCAAGACCCAUUCUUUUUCUGUGAAGCCUCCAAAUUUGCUUACUGUUGGUCUUAGAAACAUAACUCCUUAAUCUGACCAAAGGCAAGUUUCAAGCCUAGACAAGUACAAAGUCAUAGUGUGCUUAAAUGGCUGGAAAAAGUAGCUCUGUCACUCUGAUUCAUGAGUGAGCAAAGGUUUCUGCAUUCCCAUCACAUAGCUACAGACAAAGCUCCUUUUCUGCAAACAAUCACCGUUUAUUUCCUCUCCAAGAAAGAAAAGGCAUCAUGAAUAAUUCAUGAGAUAUUUUAAAGCAACUCCAGAGAGAAAACAAUCCACGAUUUAACAGUAAGUCCUGUUUUGUGUCCUGGCUUUGGCUCCUGUGUAGGUGUACAUUGAAGACCUGCGUGCAGAGUUUGUGGAGGACUUCAUCUGGCCUUCAGUCCAAGGCAAUGCCAUCUAUGAGGACCGAUACCUGCUGGGCACUGCGAUAGCAAGGCCCUGCAUCGCCCGCCGUCAGGUUGAGAUUGCACGCAAGGAGGGGGCCAAUUUCGUCUCCCAUGGUGCCACAGGAAAGGUAAACAUGACACAGGACAAGAGACUACGCACUGAGGAAAUAGAAUGCAGUGACACCUGCUAAAAACUGAAUCGCUUCACUCAAACGAAAUAUAUUAUUUAUAUUUUCUUACUAGUAUUUUAGGAGAGGGACUGAAUAGAUACUCUAAUUGAAUAUGUGGUAACAUGCCGUGUGCCUGAUCUACAAGUAAGCUUCAGCCAGACUUUUUCAAACACAAAUGAGGUCACUGUCCAUAGUCUGGACAUGAGGAUUAGGCCGUGUGUUUGCAGGGUUGAACAUUAACUCUUUCAGCUAAACUGCAGCAGUAAUCCAGAAAUCUCUUUUCGUCAGAGCGACAACACCCCCCCUCAUCCCCACCCCCUUAUUUGGAAACCAUGAGCUUCUCCUUUUGAGUCAUAUAACCAGUGAAACCAAACCGAUGCUUCUGGCAAAAACUGAAACAGAUGUCAACCCCUUGAGUGCCUGAGCCUCUGGAUAAAAUGAUAAAUCACUGCAGUUCAAAGUAAAAUGCAAAUAUGUUUUUGUACCCUGGAGGCCUGCCAAGGGCUUCUCCGACAAUUAUGAGUGACUCUGACAAAUAUUAAACAUGUUGGUAUCAUUCAAAGUUCGUUAACUAAUACUUGUUAAAAAAAAAUCUGUGCUCCCUGAGGACGUCAGUUGUGUUCACGUUUUCAUCCAAAUCUGUGCUAUGAUCUUGUAUAAUUCAGACAAAAAUGCAUACAUAUUUUACUCAGAUGAAUGUCAAGUUUACUUGACAAUCUGCGACAGAGUAAUGCAAUUUAUUUUUAUCUGUUAAGCUAAUUAAUCAUUGUGUGAAUGUUAAGAUGUGUAGAAGUUGAAACUCUGAUGUUGUCUUUGUGCUAAAAAGUAUUAGUAUGAUUUUAGGUGAUUUAGAAGUACCUGAAAUAAUUUUCAGUUAGUUGGCAUUUAAUGUAUUUGAUAUUUUGGGUAUUUCAUGUAACUUUCAAAUGCAUUGACCUGAAAAUAUUUUAGCUAACUGUCAGUGUUCACGUUUUUCCUGUAGGUGGAGACAUACACCAGAUCAUAAGGUUAAAGAAUAGCUCCAGUUACUUGUCAGAUAUCAAGCCUUGCUUUGACUCUGCAUUAAAAAUAGUUUAAUUUAUUAGAGAGACAGUUCAGAUGUUUCAACUUGUUCCUCACAUACAUAGUUCACACAUAACCAAAUUAUACGUAACCCAAUAAUCAUGACAAUCCCGAGAAUAGUGAAAACACCUGACAUGAGAUAUGUGGAACUAAUUGGUCAUGUUUGUGUUUUUAUAUUUUUAGGGCAAUGACCAGAUCCGUUUUGAACUGACAUGUUACGCCCUCUACCCUGAAGUCAAGGUAAGUUUGCUGUUUCACUGUAAAGUUUCAUGGAGGUAAAGGCGAGUAAGUGUUUGGUGCUCUAACUCUGUCUGGUUGUGUUCAGAUCAUUGCACCGUGGAGGAUCCCAGAUUUCUACAACCGCUUCAAGGGGAGGACAGACCUGAUGGAGUAUGCACAGGUACCUCAGCAGAUGGUUACUGUCAAAAUCACACAAAAAAAAAUCAUAUUUAGUCCAUCAGUGGUUUUUGACAUGUUUUAUUUAUUAAUGUGCAGCCCUGAUAAAUUUUAUGACCCCUUAAAAAGGAAGCAUCAAUUUUUAAAUUUUGGCACAAAACAUUUUAUUUCAAUUAAAAUGUUUGGGUCAUUUUAAAGCAAUGUUAAAAAAAGAAGUUUCACGUUUUAAUUAAACAAUCGGAAAUACCUGUCAGCAGUUUUUUUUGUUGCAAAAAUAUAGUUUUCUUCCCUGAAAUUAUUCCAUAAAUUAUUUUAAUUUACCAUCUGAGUAUUUCCUGUUAUUAUUCUGUAUUGCAGUUUGAAUCAAAUGACUAAAUGAAUCCCUCAAAGGGCAGUUUAUACAGAUUCAAGACACAAAAACGCAUCAGCAAUAGAUUAUACAUUAGUGCUGAAGGAUGAAAUGAAAACUUAAAUAAAUGCUGAUAUUUUGUAGACCAAAAAAUGGGUAAAAGUCGAGAAAAGCUGUAAAAACACAGAGGGGAUAAAUAAUUUAGAAUAUUGUUUUGAUCGGUCUUAAAUUUAUGUCAGGCUUCUCUUUAUGUUAAACCUUUUUCUUGUUAAAAUAUUUAUAACAAGAUUUUAAUGAUUUUAGAAUUAUUAUCAAGUCUGUUAAAUUUAAGUUCUGUGGCUUAGAAUAAGUACACAUGUACUGGCUUUUUCGAUCUCGUGGAAGGUGAUAUGGACCUAUUUUCACCACUAGAGGGCGAUCAUGAUUUUUUUUUAAAUUCAAGACCACUCUCCGUUGGCCUGCGGAGCAUUUGAGAAACAUGCAAUCUGAAAACACGGAAUUGUUGGCUCCUACUUUUUGGAAAUACCCUCCCCAAAAACCCCAUCUUUCUCCGUUGAUUGUUUUGUGCUCUUUACUUCUGACUCUUAAAGACAAAAGCAGUGUAGGGAAAGAGGCUUUUUUGUUACGCAGCAUGUCAAAAACCAGCCGCUAGAAAUAGUUUACUUCACUCCUUAUAUUCAGAACUUUUUUCCAAAGAGACGCAGAGCUUUAAUUUAAAGUCUCUACAUUUACCUGCGAGUGCAGUAAGCUUUAAGGCAAACAGUAUGUAAAAUAACAGCUUUCUCUGUCACUCUGUAGAAACAUGGCAUCCCUGUUCCCGUUACUCCCAAGGCGCCCUGGAGCAUGGAUGCCAACCUCAUGCAUAUCAGGUGGGUAGAACAAGUGCAUGGUGCCGUCCUCAGCUCCUUGUAUGUUUUAUGAUACACUAACAAGACACUGACUUUAUUUUUCUUCGUUUGGUUAAAGCUAUGAGUCCGGUAUCCUCGAGAAUCCUAAGGUAAGACCAGUUACAGUUUUCCUCUCUUUCCCUUACCGCUACUUUAGCUUCUGACCUUUUUGGUUUGUGGGGGUUUUAUAGGUAAAUGAGUCAGUACUGAAACCAUUAUCUAUGUAUGUGAAACUGAACCACUUUCGGUUACUCAGAUCUGAACUCUGAUAUGAAUAAGCGCUGGUUAAAUUCCCAGAAAGAAACUCCUCUCACAUUGAGUGUGAAUUCUAUGAAUCACAUUUGAGAUUCACUGUCAAUACUGACUGACAGAUAAUGCACGCCUGAAGAGUUUCUGGUCAAAUCUUUUGGUUGUUGUUCAUGAAAGUCUGGGCAGGUUAUCAUCUACAGAUCUGAACUGUGUCUUCAGAGUAUUUCUAACUCGAACUAAUAAAGUACAAAAAAGCGGUUAACGGCAGAAGACUUGGCAGAAAUAGAUUUUGAAAAUUCGUGCAGUUGAUUUUCAGUACAGUAAAUAUUUCCUUUGUCACUCUCUCAAGUGCACACAGCGAUUAUUGUCCAUGUCCAUCCAGCAGUCAGAGGAGUUCUCUCACAUUUUUGUACAGUUGAAAAGUAUAAUCCAUCUUUAUUGAGCGUUAAAAUAACUCAGCGGUAGGGCUUCUCUUCCCUCUGCUGACCCAUGCCAGUCCCACCAACGACAAACACAACUCACUCUCCCACAGUGCCAUGGGUGAGCCAGAGUUUGAUCUCUGCUGGGGUCAGAGGUCAAAGCUGUACAUACAGGUUGCCCUCAGUGACCCCAAAGCUCUCAUCCUCAGUCGCUGUGUCUGUGUCUAUGUCGCUCCUCACCCCGGGUCCUCGCUGGGCCCUGGGAAGAGCCUGGGACACACAGACACUGACUUGUCGUCAGCAACGCUUCGACUAAUUCCCGAUUUCAUGGGAGCCGGGGAGGGGGAAGGGUUAGGGCGUUGCGCCCAGCUGGGGCCUCCUGAGUUCCAGCCCCAACUCCUUGGGACCUCAUUGUUCCACUUGUUGCGCCGCCGCAGGCUGCAACGUGGGAGGGGAGCCACUUCACCGUGACACCGUGACACCAAAAUGUCACCAGUAACAGUAAAGUACAAAGACUGUGCACCAGACAGAUGAGUCUCCCAAUGGACUGGGUGUCACAGGGAGGCGAGGGGUCCCCCGCUGCUGGAGUGGAGAUGCAGGGGCAGGGCCACUGUAACUCUCAGACCUCCAUCUCCCUCGCUCUCUCGUCGUCCUUUUCCCACCCCUCCGCUGCCUCUUUAGUGGUCGGCCUGUGGAGAAAUGUUUUGAAAAGAAUGAGACCAACUGCUUCAAUGGCAUAGCGAUGCAUGAUGACAGUAUUGUGUCUGUGAUUUCAUUCAGGGGGUUUUGUGUCGGACUAUUUAGCCCAAUAUUGAAUCGAUUAUAAGCAUUAAAUACAAUGAAAUAUUUAUGGUGCAUGGGUCCAGAGUGGUAAAAGGAUUUGAAUACAUUACCCGGGGCACAGAAAUGAUAUUUUGAACUCUGAAUGAGCCGUAAUGAAGAGUAAUUUUCAGUAACCUAAGCCUCUGGUUCUUCUUGCAGUUAGUUUUUUUUUCUCAUGUAAGUUUGUUAAUUAGGGUCAGUCAAAACAUCACCACAACAACAUCAUGAAGCUAAGCUGUAAUUCCAAUUCAAACAUGAAUUUGAAUGCUUUCUUAAAGUGAAAAUUGACACAGAUUAUACAGUUAAUUAUAGAGUUAAUUGUGUUAAACAAAGCAAAGUAAAUUUCUCUGCUGUAUGCUCAAACAAACACGACAGAUUCUGAUCAAUCUGAAAGGCCAUCUCUAAGAGGUCAUGUUGUUUUUAGUAUCUCCUCUCUGUAUCAGCCUCUGCCCCUCCUCUGGUUACAGCCCUAAAGGCUCAAGGCGGACCUCAACUAUUCAAACCCCCCCCCCCCCCAAUCGCCCCCUACCUGUGGUACAAAGGCCCCUCUCUGCAGCCAGAUUAGGAAAUGUCCGAGUGGUCGCUCAUAUGUUCUCCUGUAGAUAAGAGUCGGCAGAGUUCAGGUUACUCUAUGAUUAACACUGUAUCCUUCCUGAUAACCCUAAACCAUCCUGCCUAUAGCACAAUGGCCAAGUGACUUUUAUUUACUCACCUCCAUCUGCUGAAGUUAACCUGUGUGAAGACAUGCGGCCAGGACUGUAUCAGCUUACUGUCACCAGGUUUAUACAGACACACUCAGUACCAUCAGCAUGAACAAGAGAAAAGCUGCCGUCCAGUUACAGACAAAUUACUGUCACACAAGAUCCUCUUAUGUUAAUACUGCUGUGCCAGUAUCAGAUUUGCCAGCUAUGUGUUUUAAUUCAGAAUAGGGAUGGGUGAUAAAUUAUCAUUCAUGAUAUAUCGUCAGAAAAAUCCUCCAUGAUAAAUAUUUGCCAUCUCAUAAUAAAAACUAGGGGUUGGAGAAAAAAUUGAUACAGCAUAGUAUUGUGAUAUUUGGUACAGUGAUAUAUCGUAUCGUCUCAUCGACCAAGUAUCUAUUUUUUUUUUCAAAUUGAUUUUUAAUAUGAAGUCAAAUCUACAAUAAUGGAAAACAUGAAAUCAACUGUUUGUCCAGUGAGGUUUGCAGAGGUGACAUCAUAGAGCAGGACAAAGUUAGUACAACAAAAUAUAAACAUUUGCUAGAUGUGCUACAUGAAAAUAAAAUACUGUGUAAAUAAGACAAAUAUAAAGGAAAGACAAAUGCUAAAUCAGCUAAACAGUUUGAAAAAAUUGUAUAGAUCGCAAUGUAGUGUAUCGCAAUACUCACUGUAUCGCCAAAUGUUAAAAAUCGCAAUAAUAUCGUAUCCUGGCCAAAGUAUCAUGAUAAUAUCGUAUCAUUGGGCCACUGGUGAGUCCCACCCCUAAUACAAUAAAUGCAAGUUGAUGAGCGCGAGCGACAGACUCGCAGCCAUAGCCCACACAGAGCACAAUAACAAACAAACAUGUCUGGAGGUGAAUAAGAAGACUUUUUCUGAGCAGUUCGUUACUGAACAAUCACAUUAGAGAUUUCCUUUAAGAUUGGGGCUUAGAUGAGUGCAAUCAGAUAUGCUUGACAUCGUUCAGAGGAUCUGCUGCUGUUCAGCAAAUGUUGAAAAUGUUUUCACAUUUGCAAUUCUUUAGCCCAUAUCGCCCAUCCUUAAUUCAGAAACACCUUUACUAAAUUUAAUCUGACGGCUGGUGUAUGAAUACCUUCAUGUAUUACUACCUCCCACAAAAUGAGUACAAAUGCCAAUUGUUACUUGGCUCCACACGCUGCACUUCCUCACCACGUCCUCCCUCUGUCUCUGUCCCUCCACACUUGAGCAGUCAGCGUGCAGCCCGAGGCAGCCCGACACUCGUCCUGAGUCAUUAAAACAUCACCUCAGUCUUAAUUAUAGCCUCUGUCAGAGAGCUUCCUCAGGCCCACUUCCCUCUUUGAUCAGGGAGCUGACGGCUCACUGCUCAUGUUGACCAGGAGGAAAAGAGCGUAACACCAAGCCCCUGCCCACCUAGAGGAAAUGAAAACUUGUUUUCUGCCGCUGGCGUGGCCGGCCAGAGAGGUGGAUGGACAGAAGGUUGCCUGUGGGGAAAAGGAAGUGGACUUGUAGGUGUAUGUAUGCAUGUGAAUGUGUUCCUUGAAGCAGAGAGGUCACUGAUUGUCUUGUGCCUCCGUCGGCCUCAGGUCUGAUUGGUCUGACCUGUGACACUCGCAGAGUGCCUCCUCUGUUCAUCUUCACUGUAGCUUGCCUCGGUGUGGAAGCUCCUGUUGUCCUCAUUAAAUUCAGCUGAGGCGCCAACAUUAACCAAAACAUCCUGGGUGUUAAGAAUAUAAAUAUCCUUCAAGCCCAUCAUGCAUGUACUGUUUUAUUUUUGUCUCAAUUUACCAUGUUUGCAUUUUAAAGAGAAGGACAGACUUGAAACGUUGUGAUUUAAGCGUCAUUUCUGCCCCAUUGCGCCAAAGAUGUUUUUGCCAUCCUCUUCUCUUCUGUCUCCCUCUCAACUCUCCUUUCUCCUCCCUUCCUACCUCCCCCUCUCUCUCUCUCUCUCCUGCCACCUCUGCCUCCUUUGGCUUCAUUGGCUUCGAUUGAAAACCAAUGAGGCAACUAAUAUGUGGAAAGAUAGAAAUUUACUUGCUUUAAGUUCAUGCGUCAGCCCUCUCCUUUGCUGUAUGGGCCGCGUUUAGCACAACAAUAUGGCAGAAGCAAAGGCUGCCAAAGGAGCUGCUCUGUGCUACAUGGUGGUGCGCUUCAUGCCCCAUUUCCCACCAAUACCCCCCUGUCCCCCGCCUCCUCUGCUUCUACCUUUUCCUCUCUUUCAGGGCCAUGGCUUUGGGACAGGUCCACCUGCAGGGGGUUUGAAUUGAAAUGCAUUGAUCUCGCUCUCACUGGAAACAAGCCUAUCCCCCCCUCACCUUUUCUACUUCCUUCAUCUCCAAUUGGCUUUAAAUUUAAGCUCUCAUUCCUGGAGUAUGCAUAAUUUUUCAAACAAUGACUUGGCAGGAGGUAAAAAUGUGGAAAACCUUGUUUUUAAUUGUUUGGAAGCUGUUUUAUGAAGCUGCUCACUGCUAUAGUAGCACAAGUCAACCGCACUACAAAUAAAACAAAUCUGUAUACUUUUAUCCCCCUCACCUUUUCUACUUUCUCCAUCUCCAAUUGGCUUUAAAUUUAAGCUCUUAUUCCUGGAGUGUGCAUAAUUUUCAAACAAUGACUUGGCAGCAGGUAAAGAUGUGGAAAAAUGUGUUUAAUUGUUUAGAAAGUGUUUUAUGAAGCUGCUCACUGCUUUAUUAGCACAAGUCAACCACUCAACAAAUAAAACAAAUCUGUAUACUUUUACCCAGAGUGAAAGUUUAAAAAAAGUAUUUUACAAGAUUUCUUAGAUUAAUUAAUUUAUUCACCAGAUCUUAGUCGAGAAUGUAUCAAUAACAAAUGCAAUAAAACUUAAAGGCUGUGAGGAGCUCUGUCUGAUUUUAUCAGACGGUCAAAAAAGAUAACCGUUUGUUUACAAAAACACUACAUGAAACAUACACUUUAUGAUUCUCUGGUAUUUAAAAUUCAGUACAUCUUUCCCCCCUCAAAGAGUAUGCAUCAAAAAGCCUUUUAGGCAAGUCAUUUCGCCCCUCUUCUGCUCACUCUCAUUUGGCAUCUUUCAGGGCACUGAGGCAGAAAAUAAAGGAGAGGAAGACGGGCGCCUUCUCAGUCAAUUUUGGUGUUUAGUUAAAAGGAAGGAAAAUGAUUGCGCUGCUCGUUUUCUCCUCAGUGACAGGCGACCAGCAGAUGCCGAUUAGUUAUUGUAUGAUGAUUUAGUGUCUGGUAAAGCUUUCCAUUUAAAUGCACCCAGUAGUUAUUUUGCAUAGUCCCCCUGCAAUUUGCCUCAGCUCAGGAGACAUUGGCCAUCGUCUUGUCCUAAUGCUGUGUAAUUGUUGGAGGGCCACAUUGCUGGGCGGACACAUCAGACCGCCACGCUCUUUUGGAUCCCAACUAUGACUUCCUGAAAUCGUUCCCAGCUCCCACCAACUGGAAAACGACAAACGUCUGUCCCCUCGGACAACUUUGGUGUAUCUCGAGGAUAGAGUUUAAGGCCCUUUUAAUCAGAAUACUUCAUUUGCAAGUAAAUAACGUUGGAGAUGUCACAUCUGGGCAGUCUGGCAGGCGGGAAAAAGCUGCAGAGACAUGAUUAAAGUGGUAGAUCUGAGAUUUUUACAGAAAGGCAGAAUAUUACUGAGGUCUUAGUGUUGCUUGAAUAGGUUUUGACAUAGUAUCAGGUGUGUUUUGACUUGUCAAUUGUUCACUGUUCUCAGGGAUGUGAGUCAUUUCUGUCUUUUUGCCCUUUCCCACUCUCUCCCUCACUACAUCCCACUUUUCCCGCCUUCCCCCUGCAGUGAAGGGCCAAGCAGGGAAAAUGAAACCAAAUAGAGGAGAAAAAUGGAACAUUGAUUUUUUUUCUUCUUUUUUUUUGUCUUCACUCGGCUCCUGAUGGUGUUUUCAGGUUUCUCCUUUUUCACGCAUCACCCUCUCUUUUCUUCUCACCACAUCAUCUCCAGUUGUCGGUUACCACCUCACAAUAUUUCUCCUUCUGCAGUGCUCUGUUUCUGAUGAGGUCUCAGAAGGUCCUGGUUAUUGAACAAGGGGGUAAAAGUGUGUGAAAUGGAGAGAGUGAGUGUAUACUUCUUGUGCAUUUUUCAGAGUCAAGCUCCGGUUGACCUGUACCUGAUGACCAAGAGCCCUCAAGAUUCCCCCAACACCCCUGAUGAGCUGGAGAUAGAGUUUAAGAACGGUUCGUACACGCAAUUUUUAUCACCUGUUGAUUCUUCUUUUAGCCACCUUUUCACCAAAACAAUUGUCACCAUAAUUUUUAAAAUCAAAAUCUAUCUUAUUUUGUGUAUUUUAUUCAUACUCUAUACACCAUUUGGUUCUGUGACAUGAAAGCAAAGAACUGAUAUUAGAUAAUGAAUCAAAUUAAUAAAUUUCACUCAUGAUUUGAUGAUGUGUAUAAAUACAGUGCCUAGCAUAAGUCAGUACACCCCCUAUUAAAAGUAAUGUAUUACUCAAUAUCUAGAUGAGCAAAAGUACAAUUUCCAAAGUUCUGAGAAAGCUGAGUUUAACAUAACAUUGUAUUUACCCUAAGAUGAAAAUAAAGGUGAUACAGUAACUAAAAUUUAGCUUUGCUCCCAGAACUUUGAUUGCAUCCUGAUUUUAAAUUGAGUAAAGAAGACUUUUUUGUAUGCAACUUAAAAAAUCUUGUUUGCAAUCAGUGGCCUACAUUUUUGGGAGUAUUUAGUUGUAUAUUAUGGCAUAAAAAUGUUGAUUUUGAAAGGAAACUAAUGGUUUUCUAAGAACUCUGAAGAGCUGUACUCAUUUAUGCUGAGCACUAUACGUAUAUAUAUACUUUAAGAGCACAUGAUACUACUUAUUCAUCAAUAUGAAAAUUUUCAUUUUCACUGUAAACUGAAAAUGAACCAGCUGCAGUUUGGUGUCACCUUUUUCAUAUUUGUAAAUUAGAUCUGGUUCCUUUUGUUAAAUCCGAAAGAUAUUCUGGUUCCACGCUUGAUUAUGACCCAAUUUCAGAGCAAUUAUAUUUCAACGUAAUUUGCACUUUUAUUGAAAAAAAAAAUAGAUUGGUAACACCUUGAUGUACCCACCUCUUAUGAUGCAUCAUGAGUAUAUUUAAUAGCGUUAUAAAUGCAUCUAUUAGGCUUUAUUACACCCUUUUAUGAGUUAUUAUAAGCAUUCAUAACAGCUCAUAGUAAUUUUAAUGAAGUGUUAUAUGCACUGAGCAUAAUUCCUUAUAAAGGUAUCAAACCUUAAUGCAAAAGCAAGAACAACGUAUUUUGAUUUUCUAUGAUUCUCAAUUAAGAAAAUGUCUUAUUAAUACUCACAAUAUAGUAAAGCAUGAAGAGGUGGGUUUUGUAACACUUUAUUUGAUGCCUAUCUCUGUAAUGCAUUAUAAAUAUACGUAUAAUGCGUUAUAAUCUUGUUAUAGCACUGUAUAACUUUAGUUAUAAACACUCAUGAAUGAUCAUAAUGCUUUAUAGCAAUAAUAAUAACACAUUAUAAAGCAUUUUAUCAUGACUUAAAAGGUCAGGUAUUAUAAUGUGUUAUAACUGUUAACAACUCACUGACAAUGCCCACAUAGAUAUAUUUGUGAUGUGUUAGAAUUUGCUUAUAAACUUGUAUAACUAUCAUUAUAAACACUCAUUAAUCAUCAUAAGGCUUUAUAACCAUAAACAUAACACAUUAUAAUAGCUGACCUUGUAAGUCUUGAUAAAAUGCUUUAUAAUGUCUUAUGAUUAUUGCUAUAAAGCAUUAUGAUCAUUUAUGAGGGUUUAACUAUAGUUAUACAGUUCUAUAACGUGAUUAUAACGCAUUAUACAUAUAUUUAUAAUGCAUUACAGAGAUAGGCGUCAAGUAAAGUGUUACUGUGGGUUCAUAUAAGGUGUUACUGGUGCCUCAGUGAGGGAUCAGUCGAGUCAAUCCUCUCUCAGUCUCUUCAUGUUACUUAACAUGAUGCCUAUCGCUGCAGGGCUACAGCUUCUUCCCUGACCCGCUUGCACUUUAUCACCACUCCUGACCACCCAGACUUAUCCUUAACCCCUCACAGCAUUACUCGGUCCAGAGCUGCCAUGUUUAGCCCGGGGGCAUGCACGCAGGCCGGAAGCAUUAAGUCCAGCUAAUACACCAAGCCCUGAGGGGGGAGAGAAACGCUCAUUAGAUAUAUCGCCACGAGCUGAAAAGAGGAAAGUGUCGCAUGUUUGCGCAAAGAGAAAAUGGCAAGAAACAUCCAGGCCUGGGGCAAAUAGCACAGAUGUCCCUUCAUCCCCAGUCACUGGUAGAGCUUUGACAUCAAUCGGCUGAGAAACACUAGCCCCUCUGAUCACAUGGGUUUCACGGACGUUUUAUGAGCUAUAAUAAUAAUUUAGGGAAGUUCAGAAGGUUGGCUGAAGAUUUGGUGGGGAUUUUAUGUGACCAGACUGAAGUGUAGUAAAUUUUAAAGAAGAAUUCAGCCAAGGCUUUGCUGGAAUGUUGUUCAGCUUACACUUGACAAAUACCGUAAAAAAUGUUAAAGUAUAAAGAAGCAGGCUUGUGCCAGCUCAGUCGGAGAGUAGGGAAUCUUUGGUAAAACAGUGUGGCAGUAGUAAAGUCUGAUUUCGCGGGUUCUUUGCAGGCCUGCGCUCUGUUUUCACACAUUUUCCCUGUGCCUUUUAUUGAGCACCCUAUGACAAAAGCUGUUUUAGUUGUCCACACAAAAGCCCGAGCCUACUCCUCCCUCUGAGCACAAGAUCAGCACAAGAAUGUUUCAUUUCAUUCCCCCUCCCACCUUUUCAUCCCUGCCUUUCUCACCAAAGUUUUCUCACUGAUUAAAAAAGAAUAUUUAACGACAGGAACCUUUUCCCCCGUCAAACACUCCGUUCCCCCAUUCCUCUCCCUUUUUUUAAGGAAUAAAAAAAAAUUCAUCCCUCCCUCCUUUCAUGCCAAAGAAGUGCAGAGGAAAAAGAGACAGAGAGGAAAAAUGUAUAGCAGUAAUUUUUCCUACAACUGUGUCUGCGCUCCCAUUGUCUGCACUGUUAGGCUGCGCAAAACUGAAGAAAAGGAUCACGGGGAGAAAAAGACCCCUCAGUGAAUGAUCGAACCCGCAUGAUGGAGAGAGCGAGGGGAGAGAAAAAAAAAAGAGUGCGGGCACGGAAAAGGCCAGCCCCUACACUCCCACGUUCAGACACUUAAUUUAUUUGAACUUUUAAUCUAAUUAUUAGGUAUCUGGGAGGGGGCGCGGUUUACUAAUUCAUCAUCCAUACUGCCCUCUCCUGCACCGGGAGUUACUUUUCUUCUUCCAUGGGAGCCUCCGCGAUUCCCGCGAUUCGAGAAUGGGCCAUCAACAAAGCCCUUGUCUAAAAAUAUUUGUCAAGUCCUUCACGUGUCAUUCCUAUCGGGGCUUUGUGUGCGCUGGUUGAAAGGCAACCAGAAGUGCUGCUCCCCUCUUCAAAGCAAUUUAGGGACGACUGCGAGCGCUACACUGUGUAUAGGACUGAGCAGCAGGUAGUGGAUAUUUUCCCCCCUAUUUCCUCUCCUUAAACGCUUGCAUUACCUUCUCUAAACACACACGGCGUCAUGUUUAUUCCCUUCCCUCCACCUUUGGCCUGUGUUGUUAUUGAAGGCCUCGAGUAAGACCCCCUGGCAGUGAUUGAUGUGUACUAGAGAGGAAGUGUGUGUGUGGAUUGAACGUGAACGUCUGCAUUUGAGUGUAUUUGACAUAUUAAUAGAAAGAUGGCUGAUGAAUCCACAAGUGGUUUUGUCUCCUGCACAUGUGUUUGAACACACAAACACUCGGUGGCGCAAAAACUUCUCUGCACUAAAGAGAUUGUGGGUAAUAAAGCUGCGUGAGUAAUUCAAUUAGGUAAAGGCCUGCCCACGAUUUCACAGCUUUCAAACAAGCUGGGCCUUUGAAUUUAUUAGCCCUCCUCACCACCUCUUUUCAAUAGGUUGAUGACUAUUCAUUUCGGUGUUGAGAUAAUCACCUCUCCUCAACAGAAUUUACCAAUUCUUGACAGGUUUUUGACACUUUAGUCUGUUAGUUAGUUAAAAUCACCCAUCAGUCAGUUUUAAAACUGUAAACAAUACGGGUAGAGUCCAAGUAAAUAAUGAUUCUAGAUGUUUUCUGACAUGUUCAUGUGGAUAUAUUUGCUGCUGUUCUAGUGGUGGAUGAUACCAUGUUGUUAAAUCCACACACAGGUGCAGGUUAUUGUUUGACAAACAUUUGUUGUGAUGUGUAAAAUGUGCUUUAUGGAUGUCUCAUUUGCACACAGCUUUAUAAGUAAAACAUUAAAAACAGCAGAGGUAAUUAUGGUAAAGGAUACACAUGCAUGCGCAUAAUAUACUACAUCAGUAGUAUAUUAAGAGAAAUAUAGUAAAGCAUUGAAACUGUACUUCAGUAAUGUUUCAUACUGGCACCUAUUUAUGCAUGCUUUUUUAAUGUUAUCAACAUGUUUGCUUGAACUUGAUAGUUAACAGAUUUCUGCUCUGUUGCAUUAAAGCCAUUUUUAAGAUUUGAACAUUUUUUAAGAAUGAUAAAAUAUUGAUGUGUAAAAACAAUUCCUAGUUAGUGUGAAUUCAUGAAGAUUUUUCAACUGCGAAACUACUUUGACGGGGUCAUGAGAAUGUUCAAUAAAAUAAAGUGGUGAAACAAACACACAAUACUGUUAAAACUGUGCUGUUUGUGUGUCAGUAUAAUUGCAUGAUGAUAUUUUCCCUUUAGGAGUGCCUAUCAUGGUGACCAAUAUGAAGGAAGGCCAAUCCAAGACCUCCCCCCUGGAUAUCUUCUCUUACCUCAAUGAGAUUGGGUAAUUCUUGUUUUUUUUUUUUGUCCAAAUGCCUAAAUAAUAUUUAUUUCGACCCUCUUUGGCAUGUUUUCACCAAAGCCUCAGGAGUGAGUUGUGGUCAAGUCGAGUUUACCUUCUCUGUGUUGAUGCUGCCCUGGGCUUGAACUGUCUAAUAAGUGUAACAAACCCAAGAUGAUUGGUUUCAGGCCAAAAAGCUCUUUGGGAUAUUUUCUUGAUGCUGAUUUUCACUUUUUUUUUCUGUUUUUCUGUCAUUUUGUUUUAUAUAAAACACUAAAUAUAUUCUGGGUUCUUUAUUUUUAUUAAAGAGGUAUAGUCUGGAGCAAUUGUAGUCAAAAUUGUGAAUUAUGAAUGUCAGAGAUAUCUAAAAACUGAUUUUAGGUUUGACAUGUUCAUAUAAUAUUGUUAGUUGAAAGAUGAUUGUGUCAUGACAAACAGGUGAAAUAAGACUUUAUUUUAUCUUAAGGGUUCCUUUUGUGAACUAAUUCAACUCGAGGUGAUAUCAAAGUUUCAGUGUGUGCGCCCACUGAAGGUUGUUUUUCUGUCCGUCUCCGUCUGCAGUGGGAAACAUGGUGUGGGCCGGAUUGACAUCGUCGAGAAUCGCUUCAUUGGCAUGAAGUCCAGGGGUAAGAAAAAAGUUAUUUAAUGUAUUUUUGUUUAUCUUUCUUGAUUGUGUUUAUCUUCUAUUUGUGUUAAAUUUACCCGACAGGAUUCCUUUCUCACACAAACAGCGGUAUACACCCUAAACCCACUGAGACGGAUGUAUUUGUACUCACCGUGAAAUUCGUCUCAAUAUUUUAAUUUUAUAUCUAUUCAGAAGCUUUCCUUCCCAUAUCUCGGGCUUUCAAGCAAUUUGCGGUUAUUUUACAUGAGUGCUUUAAGUGUCACACUUGCUAUUCAACUCCUGUAAAAGGGAGCUGGAUGGCAAACACUCUCGAGAAACAAGAUGUUUUUUUACUCUGGUUCACCUGGAAUCAUAGACGCUGAAGUUACCUGCAUUCAUUUAUGCAUGCAUACACAUACAAAAACACGCACAGUGAAAAAGAUAACUGCACAUGCCUCACCGGAUCCUUUUAAAAACACAGUGGGUUUGAUAUUUGCACAUGCAGACACACAAUUGUUUUUGUCUUUUUAUGUAAGCUAUCAACAGGAGGCUUGAAAAGCUCUUUUGUUACGUCUCUAUGUGCCUUACAGCUGCUAAUACAUGAGAGCACUGAACUGUUGUCUUCAUGUAUGAAGCGCGCACACUUCCUCUUCUCCCCCCCACAACACCAUGCGCUGUGAUUGGCAAAUUGACUGGCCAACAGACUGAGGCUGUGGUGCAACUUGGCAGGUAGAAAUUGGAAAAUGGGAAGCCCACUUUUCUCUCCCCUCGGCUGAACAAAAGAUCAAAGCUUUUUCCUCCACUGAAGCAAUAGGAAGAGGUGGAGCACAAGGUGUCCAAGUGGUUGAAUAACUACCAUCGAGUGUACGUGUUGGUCUUCUUCCGGAGUGAUGGCAGUCAUGUCGGCACAAUAGAUGAUGGGUGGGAUUGAAUGGGGACAUGUCAUACCUAUUUGUGUUGGGUCAUAUUUAUUUGUGUGGGGUCAGGGGGGGCGGAGGGGAUUGAAAUGGUUUGUCAAGAAUGUUGUCACAGUGCUACAAAACAUUCAACAGUGGCAGACGAACAUUUCCCAUCUGUCACAGCGCUGUCAGGCCUCUGACCUGUGCAACAGUGAUGGUGUUUGCUGAAGAGAAACCAAAAAGCAGACAGAAGUGGCCAUUUCUUUUGACAAGAGACGGGCUGCAUGUUGUACAGAAACACUAAAACGUUCAAAAAAAUCUUUUUACAUUAUUUACUGGCUUAAUUUGUUUUUAUUGAACUAAAGUAAAUGAGGAAAGUGGGGCUGGGCGAUACGGGAAAAAGUUAAUCACGAUGUAUUAUCUUUUCAUAUCAGUCAAUAUCGAUAUAUAUCACGAUACAAAAAAAAUCACCUGUCAAUCAUAAAUGUUCCCUUUUGCAUUGCACAUGCUCUAGCACGUGGCACUUCUUCAGGUGGUGAAAAAGAUUUGAGGUAUUCCCCGACUUCGCGAGAACAUGUACUCGACAUAAUUUGCAGUGCACAUUACGCUGCUUCAUGUCUGACCUCAAAAAAACUAAAUACCUCCACACCACCGAUGCUUUCAUGCCAGUGUUGUCGAUGAUUUCAUCAUCUAUUGAGCCUUCAUCUGCAUUUCUGCCGGGGGUAACACUCUUUUUCUUUUUUUUCUCACCGACAGUGCUGUCGGCUUCAUGUGUUAAAGUGCUAUGGUUGCGUGUAGCUGCAGCCUGCCAAUACGCAGUUGUUUGCUACUUGGUUCCAAUUCAGCACACGAUUGGUUCAGUGCAAAGCAGACCCACAGCAACUCCCCUUUUCAUUGGCGAAUCGAAUAGUCUACCAAAACAUGGCAGAAUGCCUACUAUCUAAAAGCAUAUUUGACCGUAUUUUAUAUCGAUAUUGAGGGAAAUUAAUUCUCGAUAUAUAUAGUUUUCCUUUUAUUGCCCAGCCCUAGAGGAAAGAUUCACUAUCCUGGGAAGAGGCUGAAAACAUUGAUGGAUUCUCACAUAGAUCAUUAAUAAACUUACCGUGUUAUGUUUUUGUUCUAUCCACAGAUAUAGAUUUAACAUUUCAAUUAAAUUUGCUCUGAGGGCGUCUGAAGUGGAUUAAAUCUAACUUAUCAUGACGCAGCAAAUUCUUAAUUCAAACUUUGAGCUGCAUUUUUUAACUUGUGUUGCCUGUUAAUGCAGGACCAAAUUUCCCCUCAAGGGUCAGAGGGGAUCAGCACAAAAAGAAUUAAUGCCUGACCUGAACCCCUCCAGGCCUGCAGCAUGGGUUAGCAAACUUUCAGUACCUGUAUAAAAGAUUAAAACCUCAAACAGCGCUGGGGGUGUUGUCUCUUGAAGCUUAACUAAACUGCCACUGUCGAAGCUUACCCGGAUUGCAUUUCAUUGUUUGCUCCUCUCCGUUAAGCUCGCUCUCUUUCGGAGCACUUAAGCCAAGUUGUGUUUGAGGGCAGUUUUAACUUCUCACUCGAUCUGAUAGAGGCGACGGAAAUGUCCCUACGCGCCCUCUGUGGCCCCGGAUCACCAAAAAGCCAAAAGCAGUUUGAGCUCAGGUGGCAACCUUUGGAGGCUUAUGACAAUUAGCAGCAUUGCUGAGCUCUAUUUUGGGCAGCUAGCUCAAAGUUAUUCGUGCUCCUACAGUUCAGAUUAGACCGGUUUGUUCGAGAGUAUUUUAGGCUAUUCGGAUUUGAACCUGUCUGCUCAACAGGUUUGGAAAGAUCGAAGAGUUACAAAGUCGGGUGAACAGCGCACACGUUAUGAAACCCAGUUAGUUUGGAUAUAGCUGAAAUGAAGAAUCUGUCUGAGUCGAGCCAUCAUUCAAAUUGACAGGUGAUGAGAGGAACCAUGUAUUGUAAGGGGGGACCGGCACUUACCAAAAUAGAUGUCAUUGAUAAAGCUCCUAUUUCCGUUGUCAAAUCUGUCCGCUAGCAUUUUCCCCGACCCUUCUUUUGUUUUAGCUGACGUUUGAGUGACAGCUUCAUUUCUCCUGUCAUCUUCCUCGUCUUUUCUCUGCUCACCCCUCCUUCCUUGUCCAGAGGGGGUAAAUUGCAGGGUAGGCAGAACCCUGGUCCAGACUCCAGGCUGGCAGGGGCCUCCUACCCUGUCAUUUACCCAGGACAGGCUCAUUCGUGUUUUGUGAUGAAGGCUUGUCUGUCAGGUGGCUGACGGCUAAUCGAGCCGUUUCCUAUAGUUAAUUCACAAGAACAGGGCUUGUGUAUUAUUCUUGUAUGAAUGGCCUUUGAUGGUUAUGAUGGCAGUGGUGCUGCUGGUUGCACUUAAAUAAGAGAUGUACAGGAGGAAAUGAUAAAAACUGAGUAUUUUACCUCGGUGAUGUCCUGGAAUCAAAAAGCCAGCUGACUAAAAAUCAUCAUCAUCAUCAGUAAAUUUUGUUUUUAAACAGGAAAAAAAAAAAACUUACAGGCUGGUUAAGUCGCUUCAUUUCCUCACAGAGGUCUCUGUUUCUGUCAAGAAAACAGCCACUGUGUGUUCUUGGCAAUGAUUUUUUUUGUCUGUGCUUGUCAGGGAUAUAUGAAACCCCAGGAGGUACAAUCCUGUUGGCAGCCCAUUUAGACAUCGAGACCUUUACCAUGGACAAAGAGGUGCGUCGGAUCAAACAGGGUCUGGGUAUCAAGUUCUCUGAGCUGGUCUACAAUGGUAAGUCUAUGAAAAGUAACAUUUUUUUUUUUUUUUUUUUUAGUGGUGGUUGUGGCGUCUGUUGCUGCCUUUCAGCUCAAGCCAGGAAACAAUUUUAUCAGGGCAACAAAACAUCAGUAAUGAUGAAGAUAAGUUUGUGGUAACACUUUGCUUGACGCCUAUCUCUAUAACCCAUUAUAAAUAUAUGUAUAAUGUGUUAUAAUCACGUUAUAGCACUGUAUAAGUAUUGUUAUAAACACUCAUAAAUGAUCAGAAUGCUUUAUAGCAAUAAUAAUAACACAUUAUAAGGUAUUUUAUCAUGACUUACAAGGUCAGGUAUUUUAAUGUGUUAUAACUGUUAGCAACUCACUGACAAUGCCCACACGGAUAAUGCAUUAUACGUAUAUUUAUGAUGUGUUAGAAUUUGCUCAUAAACUUGUAUUACUGUCAUUAUAAACACUCAUUAAUUAUCAUAAGGCUUUAUAACAAUAAGCAUAACACAUUAUAAUACCUGACCUUGUACGUCAUGUUAAAAUGCUUUAUAAUGUGUUAUGAUUAUUGCUAUAAAGCAAAAUGAUCAUUUGAGUGUUUAUAACUAUAGUUAUGCAGUGCUAUAACGUGAUUAUAAUGCAUUAUACAUAUACUUGUAAUGCGUUAUUGAGAUAGGCUUCAAAUAAAGCGUUACCAAGUUUGUAUUUCAGGAUAGGUAGGGUUGCUUCAUGCUGUUGAAUUUGUGUUUUCCUGUGCUGUCAAAUGACAAAUUACUAAAAUGUGAAGCACUCACUAAAUAUUUGUAUCAAGAUUAAUUUCUGUCGUUAAAUGCAAAGUGAGACUGCUCAGUUUCUCUAGAGUUUAUAUAAGAGGGAAAUGAACAUGCUAAGUUUGUACCUUUACGUCUCUGUCUGUGUGUCUGUGUGUGUGCGUGUGUGUCUCCGAGCUUUUCUUGGCUCAGGUGUCUUAAUCAUCCCUUCUGCUCAGUCCCUAGUCCCCUGCACCUUCAUCCACAUAAUAGGAUCAGUGCCAUUAGAGACUCCUUCUUCUCUUGAGAGUAUAAUUGAAGUGGCCUAGCACUCAAACACACACACACACACACUCACACACAAACACACACAGAGGUGCUACCUUCAGAGGCAGGGCAGAGAUUAAACCCAUUGUGGGGUUUAAAUCAUUAAUAACUCUGUAUAUAGAUGGCAGACAGCUGGCAGCAGGGCUUAUGUUAACAAUCCACCUGUCUUGCAUCUGUUUUACAUUUAUACGCCUCCAUUAAACCCCAAAUGAUUCAUGUGAGAUGAGUUUAGGGAUUUAAUAACCAUUUUAUUGCAUUGAAAAAUUGAAGUUUGAAACAAUUUUUACAGUAAAAAUCUCCCUAAAAGAGAGACACUUUAGGGACAAAUGACUGAGUGAAUCAAAUCUAUCCCAGAAUCUCAUACCCACAUGCACUCGUCAAUUCUGACACAUUGUGCCGAUUCAAAGCCAGCAAAAGUGGCGAGUGAUUGUGUCUUUGAACACGACCAGACGACGAGGUGGAGGUCAGCUGCUGAUGAGAGGAGGACCCCUGCCGAGCGGGGCGUUCCUGACCUCUGCACGUACACAGACACAUCCCUCGCCCAUCUGUCUCAGAGCGUGACGGGCCCAGGUCAGCAAAAUGAGACAAAAGAAAAAAAGGGUGUGUGAACUUCACCUGGAACAGAAAUGAGACCAAAGCAAAGCUCACGUUUGAGCUCAUGAAAGAGGAAACUGCAGCCAUCAUCACACCUCUGUUGACCCUGUUGCCAAUAAGAGGAAGGGCCUCCUUUCUCACCUGCUGUUCUGUGUGCUGUUUUGUCAUGAACCAUGACAAGUGUAUUCACAGAAAUCUAAAUCUUGAUGUAGUAUAUUUGUGUGUCUGACAUUAUUGGUUAGUGUGUUUGUGCUGCCGUUGGAGUGCUGUGUUUUUACACCUGGCAACAAAUGCCGAACAACAUGUUGAGGUGCAGGGUGUCUAGUCUGCAUUGAAGAUUAGAUGCUAUGGUUUAUUUCUGACCCCAGAGAGUUGAAAAAGAAGUCCAACUUUAAAAUUAACAAUGUGCUGAUGACUGUCAUGCUUCACCCUGACAUCAAGUCACAGUUAAAAAGAGUUGGGACAAAUAAAAAUAUAGUUUCAUUCAAAUUUAAUCUGCUAACCGACCAAGUCAGGCAGGUUCAAGGACUCUCUCUGUCUACUUCUUUUACAUUUUGAUGCCUUUGAAUACUUAGAUAUGUCAUAAUAUACUAAUAAUGAUAUAUGUUUUAUUCAUCUUCAUGUGUCUCUGUUCACUUCAGGUUUCUGGUACAGUCCAGAGUGUGAGUUUGUGCGACACUGCAUAGCCAAGUCCCAAGAGAACGUGGAGGGAAAGGUUCAGCUGUCUGUCUUCAAGGGUCACAUCUACAUCCUGGGACGAGAGUCUCCAAAAUCACUCUAUAACGAAGAGCUGGUCAGGUAAGCAGGAGAGGAAGGGGUUAAAAGCGUGUGAGUGUCUGCAACAGAAGUAGCCAUGUGUUGGUGAAUCACAGUGUGUGCUUGUUCUGACCGGACAGCUGCAUUCAUCUGCUCUGCCCACUGUGGAGUUAUUCCACAAGUGUUCACCAGCCAGCCUGUCGUCAGUCAGAUCUGCUCACCCGAGUCCUCUCAUGAUCGAAAAACUGAACGAACCCUGCCUCACAAAGACAUCAGAGAAGUUUCAAACCCAGUUCCUGGAGGGCAAAGCCUGACCCCAACCCCCCUUCCCACUGCACCCCCCUGUGGCCCUCUUAGCCCUGCUAACAGUGGGUUUGUUCAGGAGGCUGACCCCUGAUGCCCCGUGGGCAGGCUCAGCACUGACCAAAGUAAAACCCCUCCAUAUGCCUCUCCAUCUCCACUUCAGUCACACACACUCCAGUUGUACCCUAAAGUCAGUGAGCUAAUGGUGUUUUCAGCCAGAGGAGAGAGGUGAUCUCGCUGAGCUUUUAAGAGGAGAGUACGUGGGUGUCACGCUAGUUUAGCAGGUCAACAAGGAGGAGAAGUGGGAAGGUUUCUCACACAGAGAGCUUUCAGGAGCAGAAAAAAAAGAAUAAAAUCCCAAUGGUGAUAAUUUUUUUUCUAAUCGGUGAAAGAGAUCAUAGAGAUUGUACAGGACACCAGCUGCACUUGUGUUUUCUGUUGUCCCAGUGUUGUUUUCCAGUAAUAAAAAAAGGCAGAAAUAAGUGCUGAGUCACGAUGACGAUAAAUCAUGACCCAGUUACUCCUCAACCAGCCAGUUGCUAAGAAACUCUUCAGAAGAAAGCUCACGCUCUGAGAUCAACACCUGAUCUUGUCCAGACACAUUUCUUCGACACGUGUGCGACAGAGGUGUUGUGUUGCAGCUUCACAAAAAACCUUGAGGCCACGAACAGAUGGGCACAGUUGUUCCCAGAGAACCGCAUUUAAGAGCAGCCGAAUCUGAAAAAUAAAUCAUUUUUAACAUGUACUCUUUCAUAAAGGAGGUGAAAACAAGUUUAAUCUGUGUUUAAUUCAUUGAAAUUGCUUAUUACUUAAUACAAAAGAUUCUUUGGAUAUAAUAUGAGGAAAUAUAAAUGAUGAGGGAAAAGGAGAAAAAAAUUCAACAGUUUUGGUGUUGUGACAAAAUGUUCAACACCAACAAUUUAUCUCAGCAAUGGUGCGGCUCACCUUUCAGUGCUAGAUAGAAUCUUGUAAAGGGUUUUAUUAGCAGCCAGCAAAUAGUGGUAACAUUAAAAUGGUUUCAGUUUAAACCUCCAACAGAGCCUGACUGGACAGAUAUAACAUGACUAAGGGUAAAUCUAAGGGCAGGUAAAGAGAUAAAGUAACAACAACUUAAAAAAGCAGUGUCGCAGCUUUAGGCAACGUCUAAAAUAGGUAGUUAUAAACAGUUUAAAGCUGCUAUAAGGAGAUUUUUAUGUUUAUGAAAUAGAAUUUAUUGUGAUGCUUUUUCAUGAUAUCCCAAAGGAAACGAGAUCAUCAGCUACAAGACUGGCAAUUUUUUCAUCCUGCUUUUUUGCAUGAAACUGGUACAAGGGAAGUAGAUGUUAGUCGAGCAGCAGAAUAAACUGACCUGUUUUUAUAAUUUCCAGCUGAUACUUAUAAAGCAUUCGAGUUACCUCAGAAGUCAGAUGUCGGAGCUGAAAAUGACGUCACACCUAAGCUACCAGUGUUUCAGUUACCAAGUUGGAAAAAAAGCAAAAUCAGAGGCAGAAACAAGAUGGCUACAUCUACAAAAGUUAUUGUAGCGCUUGCCUUGUCCGAAUAUAAGCAAGGACAAGGCAAGCGCUAAAAUAACUUUCGUAGAUGUAGCCAUCUUGUUUCCACCUCCGAUUUUGCUUUUUUCCGACUUGGUAACUAAAACGCUGAUAGCUCGGGUGUGACGUCAUUUUUAGCUCCGACAUCUGACUUCAGAAGUAACUCAAAUGCAGCAUAAGACUGUCAAAAUUCAUCCUGCUGACUUUUUUGUUAAAACUUAGUACUAAGCAAUCUUGAGGACAAGAUUAGCAAAGACUGUUUUGUCCACAGGGGGCGCCAAAGUUGAGACAAACCAGAAGUUCCUCACAGGAGCUUUAAUAUGAUACGUUUGUACUCUUGAUAAUCUGUCUUUCUCAGAUUGUCCUACCUUUAACAGCGCCGUUGUUCAGAUGCAUACACGUACUGUCUGUCACAGGUAUUCACACUGACGCAUCAGUCUCCCUCGCUCACUCGCACACACAUCUUCGCAAUUACAUGAUGACCCGUCACGAUCGCGCACAUACACACAGAGCAGAUUAGGCAUGAAACCCCCGCUGACAUCCUGUUGGCUCUCCACGGGCCACAGUAAACGGCGUCAUUAACACAGUGGUAUUACAGCCCGUCAGCGCACCCAUCUGAGACAGAAAUGUCACCCUGCUCGCCGUCCACCGGCUCUGUCUCAAUUAGACUGCAGGGUUUCUCGAAGGAAUACACAAAAUAUCACAUGCUAACACACACACACACAUGCAGACGUACUCUUUGAAGCCUCUCGCUCUUAAUGGUGUUCAGGUGCCGGGUAGGGAGCCUUGUAUUGAGAGUUGAUGAUUUAGUUGUCGCUCUUCUUUUUUAUAGUGUUUAUCCUAUCAUUUGUUGGCAAUUUCCUCUUUUGCUAAGUGCUUCUGAAGAAUGAGUGCAAGCUGUAUGUUGGGAGUUGGGGGUGUCAUUCAGAGGAGAGGACUCUGUGAGGGAGUGUAUUAAGCACUGCAGGUAGAAACUGCUGUAAUUACACAGCACACAGAGACACACUUAGAACAGAAGACUCUCUAACAUGCAGCCUAAACAGCAGAAAGGAGUGGCAUAAGUUAACGCCGACUUCUUUUUCUCUUUAGAGAAUGAAACUGGGAGACAGAAACGUCAGAUUACAAAAUCAUCUCAUCACUUAGCUCAGAGCUGAUAUGAUGGGAUUGUUUUAAAAUGGGUUUUGAUCAUCUUUUGUGCACUUGUUUGUUUUCUGUCUGCGAUAUUGAUUCUGUGUUAUUCAGGACAAACGAUGCUAAAGUGGAGCCUUCAGAGGGAAAUCGAUGGGAACAAUAUCUCAAAAAAGCACAUUGUCAAUGAGCCAGUUAUCUCAGUAGUUGACGAGGUUCCACGUCUCUUAUGUUGCCGCAACAAUACAGAAUAUACCAAUCAUUGUUUGUAACUAGACCAUCAUCUUUUCCUUAGGUUCUUUCUUUAUUCUCUCAGCCGUUUUCCUCAAACACCUGAAAAUUUGAGGAUCAAUCUCACAUAACUGCCGCUCCCUCGCUUUUUAGUUCCUUAUUUUCACAUUAUAUACAGAUACAAAUGCAAUCUCCUCUCAUCAAACCAAGAUACAGAACCUUUACAUCAUUAGGAGUUUAGAAGUUAAACAUGUUUUCACCAAGAAUUUUUAAAUUUAGUGUAAAUCAAAGAUAUAUUGGGUGUCAUAUGUGGGUUUUUUUGUAUUUCUUUUCACUUUAGCAUGGAUGUGCAGGGAGACUAUGACCCCUGUGAUGCCUCUGGAUUCAUCAGGAUUAACGCUGUCAGGUAAGCACCCUUCAAACUUUGAUUUUCCUAAAAGUGAACCAUUCUCGUACCUGUGAUUUUAAAUCUCAUUGCUUUCCUUAUGUUUCCUCCACAGGUUAAGGGAACACAACCGUUUGCAGGGUUUUUCCAACUCUAAUUAAUAACAGUGUCAGCUGUGUGUGUGAAACAUCUUCCCUAGACGUUUGUAGUUUUAGACUUUGUGCCUCCGUUGUCUACCUUUUGCCUUAUGGUCUUCUCUUAUUUAUAAAAGCACAAUGGUGAACACACUACCAGCCACAUUGGGCUCUUCUUGUGUGACUGACGUUUCAUCGAUGCUGAAAAGUAGAGGAGGAAAAAUCUAAAUGUUACUAACAUGUACAUCGUUCAAAUCAGGUGUAAAUGUGUUUGAUUAAUAUCUUACAGAGAAGCACAUCCAAAAUAUGUGUUUUAACUUCUACAUUUUGUGUCAUUUCUAGCAUCAGAAAGCUGAUCACAAACAUUAAAAAUAAGUUUGUUUCAGAAAUAA